Molecule: messenger RNA, 1631 nt
Organism: Malaya genurostris
Lineage: Eukaryota; Metazoa; Arthropoda; Insecta; Diptera; Culicidae
Product: coagulation factor VII-like
Exons: 5
Coding region: 9-1550 (513 amino acids)
Biological process (GO): proteolysis
Molecular function (GO): serine-type endopeptidase activity
Source: RefSeq, a predicted model, not a curated record
CAUUUGCGAUGCGCUUACUUCUAUUGCUCGUUAUGUUACAGAGCGCGUUUGUAACUAGUCUGGUGACAGAUGGCCAUCGCUGCGGACAACGCCCAGUCAACGCGAUUGCAGUGAUCACAGCAGGUCAAACGACUCGAUCCGGAGAGUUUCCCUGGCAUGCUGCAAUCUACCUUGUGGAACGACUCAGAAGUUCGUACAUAUGUGGAGGAUUUCUGAUCAGUGACCGUAUCACGAUUACGGCAGCACACUGCGUUACAAAUCACAAUGGAUUUGAACUGUCUCCGUCUGGACUGUCGGUGCGUCUGGGGAUGUUCGAGCUACUUACGUUGAGUAAAACUACGCAAGAACAUCGAGUGGAAAAGAUCCACCGGCACGGCAACUACUCGGCCAGUUCCCAUCGGCAUGACAUUGCGGUGCUACUUUUGCAUACAGUAGCUGAGUUCAAUGAGCAUGUUCAACCGAUUUGUCUUUGGAAUAACAAGGAACACGGUGAAGGUGAAGCACUUGUAGGAGCUGUUGCCGGAUGGGGUUUAACGGAAAACGACACGCUGGCAAGCACUCUGAAAGCGACGAAAAUACCCAUGGUUAGUUUCCUGGAAUGUCUGGAUAGUGACAGAAAUUUAUUCUCGCAUGUUCUCUUCGAUGGAAUGUUCUGUGCUGGUUUGAGAAACGGGACGAAUGUCUGCAACGGAGAUAGUGGGGGCGCUUUCGCAGUGCUGGUGAACGAGACGUGGUUUGCACGAGGCGUCGUUUCCUUCACUGGGCUGAGAGAAAACACUGCUUCAUUAUGUAAUCCCCGUAGUUUUGCUGGGUUUGUCAGCAUUCCUCGGUAUGUGGAAUGGAUAGAAAAAGUUACAGAUUUGAAUCGAUUCAUCGUUGAACCUACGAAUCCACUGGAACAUAUAAUUCCAAGCAGCACCGAAACGCCGGCAGAGACAUUCCAAAGCAUUAGCGAGAAAAAAUGUGCAGAACAUAAAAACGGCUUCCAGGAUUUGUCCCACUUUGCGUAUGUUGCGAGGGGCGCUCCAUUCAUGCGUGUGAUUGAUUGUUUCGCUAUAUUGAUAAGUGAACGCUUUCUAAUCUCAACGGCAGACUGUCGCUCACGGAAUAUUCUCGAUAAAAGUUCAGACAGAGGAAAUGAACAAUUCGUUGUUGUCGAGAGCGAAGGUCAGGCACUUCCGUACGAGAUAAAAGAUUUCCAUCAACAUCCAGAGUUUUAUCGCAGUACGACCGACGAUAACAAUCUUGCUAUAAUUGAGCUGAAGCAGAACGUAUCGAUACCCAGCGGUCAGUUCGUUUGUCUGUGGAGUGAGGAAAUCUUCGAUUGGGACAAAUUACUAUUAUAUUCGGCAACCGGCUCAUCGAAACUUACAGGUGAACCAGAGUUCAAAUGUUUUAAUCAACUGCUAGCUCCAUCAAUUAUGAUACAAAGUCCGGCAAAUGGAAUGAAUUAUUUAGUGGGACUCGUUGUUGGUAGCACAUGCACGAAAAUUCGAUUUAUUAAAAUACCAAAAUUUAUUCCGUGGAUCGAGACCAUUGUGUGGAAGUGAACAGAUCCAGGGUUAUUGAGAUGCUAUCUUGUUUCAACUUUAUUGUUUGAACUCAUAAUGUUAAUAAAAUUAAAAGGAUUU